CUGAAAUAUCGAUCUGAAAAAAAAAUGGAUUCAAUCUCUUCUCAGCCUCCUUCUCCUUCUUCUUCUAACAUAGAUCGUAAUAAAAAUCAUGAAAUGAGACAAAGUUAUGGAAAAGAGCUCUUCAACUACAUCAUGAAAGGAGAAUGGGACAAAGUUGUGGAACUAUAUAAUGCCAAACCGAAGGCUCACGGAGCAAAGGUUACCAAUUCAGGCCACACGGCGUUGCACUUGGCCAUAUCAGACUAUAAAGAAGACGUUGUCGAACUUCUUGUAAAUCAUAUUAGGGAGAAGAACACGGAAGACGUGCUAGGAAUAAAAAACGAGCAGGGCUGCACUCCUCUCCAUUUCGCGGUGUCAAUGGGCAGUGUUCGAAUGUGCCAAUGUAUUUUGGAUGCGGACAAUUCACUCAUCGGAGUCCAAAACAACAAGGGCGAGACGCCACUCUUUUGGGCUGUUCUCUACGGCCAAAAAGAGGCUUUCCUUUGCCUCGAUUACUACUGCCGCCGCUUCUGGAAGGACAAGUUUAGCGAGCAGGCAUAUACUUAUUGUCGAAGGAAUGAUGGGGAGAAUAUUUUGCACUGUGCCAUUAUGGGGGAGUACUUCGAUUUGGCGCUUCACAUAAUAGACCUAUACAAGGAUCUUAUAAAUUAUAGGGAUGAGAAAGGAUUUCUGCCACUACAAACUCUGGCCACAAAGUCUUCUGCUUUCAAAAGUAGCCAUACCUUUGGACGAUGGGACAAAUUCAUUUAUAAUUGCAUAUUGGUGGAAGAGCUGAAAAUAGAACAUUACGAUGAUAAGAAGAGAGGUGGACCACCCAACGAAAAAACCAACUGCUAUCCUAAAAACUAUCAAGUGUGUGCCAAUUUCUUUGAGUUGCUUAAGAGAGCCAUUCAAGUUGUGACAAACACAGGUGGUUGUAAGAGUGGAGAAUGCCUAAAUUGUGAUCUAGAGAACAAUGCCAUGCAGUCUCACAGUGAAUCAUCAGCGGAUAGGUUUUGCUCUCUCAACAAUAUCAUCUGCGUUGAGUUUGCCAAGUUGAUAUGCAAGGCAUUCUUAGUUGUUGUGGGACUUGGAUAUUCGAGGAUACAUAAGCUGAGAGAAGAUAAAUUGAAGCAUACAUAUGCGGUUCAACUAUUAGAGAAACUCUUGGAUUCGACUACAAUGUAUGAACACUCUGGGUCUAGGCAACCAGGGACGAAUGUUGAUGAUGAGGAGCUAUACAAUAUUAAUGAAAAUGGUGAAUUUGAAAAAGGUGAAGGGAAUGAUGAAUCAGCAUUACUACUUGCUGCAAAAAAUGGGAUAGUCGAAAUGGUUGAGAGAAUCCUGCAACUUUUUCCUGUGGCCAUUCUAGAUGUGAACAGAGAUAAGAAGAACAUAUUUUUGUUAGCGGUGGAGAACCGACGACUGAAGGUGCUGAAGAUUUUGAAAGAAACAACAGACAUUUACUCCAAAAAGCUUGUGUUUCGAAAAGUAGACAAGGAUUGGAACUGUGCAUUACAUUUGGCUUCUGUCAAAAACCCUAGGCCAUGGCCAAUUCCUGGUGAUGCUCUGCAAAUGCAAUGGGAGAUCAAUUGGUACCAGUACGUAGAAACCUUCAUGCCACCAAGAUUCUUUCUUCGCACCAACACGAAGAAUGAGACUCCUGAUGAAGUCUUCACCGAAAACCAUAAAGAGCUUGUGAAGUCCGGUGGUCAGUGGCUGACAAAUACUGCCACGGCUUGCUCAGUCGUGGCAGUGCUCAUCGCAACAGUUGCAUUCGCCACCUCGACCACUGUCCCUGGUGGGAAUGAUGAAAGUAGUGGCAAACCAAAGUUGGAAAAUCAUUUGGCUUUCCAAUUGUUUGCAAUUUUCUCACUAGUUGCACUAUGCUUCUCUAUCACUGCCUUGGUCAUGUUCCUAUCCAUCCUCACAUCUCGAUACCAAGAAAAGGAUUUCGGAAAAGAUCUUCCAAGAAAGCUCUUUUUAGGGCUAACAUCACUCUUUCUGUCCAUAGCUUCCAUAAUUGGUUCCUUUUGCUCAGGCCACUUCUUCGUGCUUGAAGAUAAGCUUAAGUAUGCAGCCUUUCCUGGGUACGCCGUGACAUGUUUGCCGGUAACCAUUUUUGCCUUUGUCCAAUUUCCACUAUAUGUUGAUCUUAUGUAUGCUACUUUUAUGAGUGUAUUUUAGGGUCUGAUUGGUUCGCGAUUAGAAAACUGUAUUUUUGAAAAGUGGGAUUCUGAAAUGAAAAUCUGAAUUUAGUGACUGAAAACAUGUUUCCGAAAAUGUGAUUGGU
Messenger RNA from Humulus lupulus (European hop), 2272 nucleotides. RefSeq lists its product as uncharacterized. Gene Ontology annotation, molecular function: protein binding. The transcript has 8 exons. Bases 25 to 2166 code for a protein of 713 amino acids. NCBI's taxonomy places the organism in Eukaryota, Viridiplantae, Streptophyta, Magnoliopsida, Rosales, Cannabaceae. The record is from RefSeq and is a predicted model, not a curated record.